This is a messenger RNA of Microtus ochrogaster (prairie vole), 4021 nucleotides long. RefSeq names its product SH2 domain containing 5 (gene Sh2d5). Lineage: Eukaryota; Metazoa; Chordata; Mammalia; Rodentia; Cricetidae. The record is from RefSeq and is a predicted model, not a curated record. Gene Ontology annotation, cellular component: postsynaptic density.
GCGCGCGGGGACCCUCCGGGCGCGGGUCGGGUCGGAGGGGGUCUCCCAGAAACGAGCCACACCACUACCUCCCGCCACGAGCUGUUGUCAUCAUCCCAGCCCUCGUCUCCAUCCCUUCCUUCCUGGCGCCGGGGCACCUGAGUUCCCCAAAAACCUAAUGUGGGGACGGUGACGUUUGCGGGGUCGCUGUCAACGCUCGCACGCGCUCCGCACCUCCGCGCGCGACCGUGUCGGUGUUUUCCGCAUCCAGCCAGCGUGCUCUGCGCGUUCAGAUAGAUUAUCGGGAGGAACAGAGGCUGAUGAACAGCUCCCAGGACGUGGCUGCCUUCGCGGUCCCCUCCACAGCUGAGGUCCUGGAGGCUGGCAGGACAAGGUCACACCAACUAACCCUGCUGAACCCCAGUCCUGUCCCUGGUUGUGCGGGUCCAAAACUCGUGGGGGGCGGGGAGCGAGGGCGCAGGGGAUCAGGGGUGUGAUGGGCUUGGGAGAAGGAGUUCUGCCUUUCUAUAAACAGUUCUGUCCCCAGCUCCUGAGUUGUUACGGACUAUGGGACUCUACUAGUGGCUGCUGUUCCUGCGGCACCUAUUCCUGCGCAGACCCAGAUUCAGUGUGUGCCAAGGAUGGACGCCUGCUUGGGGGACCCACAGACUCUAGGCAGAAGGGCACUGCCAUGCCUAGGCAGAGAGUCUUGGGUUUGCCAGCUCCCUAUCCUGUGCUCUGUGUCUUUGGUCAAGUAGCUGGGAUCUGCAGGCGGGGUUGUCUCCCCAGUAGCCUGGGGGGAUGGGUAGUUCCGCCAUAAAGUAUAGAGGGACCUGUGAUUCUGCAGUCAGCCUAGCCAGUUCCCUGCUCCUAAGCAGAACCACCCAGAAAACAGAAGCUCAGCACCAUCCCAAAUGUGUCUUUCUGUAGGAAGGCCCUGGCCCAGAAGAUCCCUGUGAAAAACUUUGAUUUGAUUCAAAGAGAUGAGCUGGGUGUGCGGUUGUUACCUCGUCUCACACACACACACACACACACACACACACACACACACGAGACAACAAGCGGGUCUCUGUGUGAAAGUAUGAGGUGCUCUAACCUUUGGUUCUUUACCCCCUCGUUUCCCUGGUGCUUGCUGGGCCCUGUGGCCCAGGCAGGGCAUGAAGGGCUCUUGACAGCUCUUUGUCUCUUUUGUGGUUGCUUUUCUUCUCACCCUGUUCCUCCUCCCCCCACCCCCCUUUCUUGUGGAUCUCAUUGCUUGCUGUGUGUCUUGUGGUCUUUGCCUCCUCGCUCUCCUCUGCCUUCAAGGGUGAUGGGAAAGUGAAGAAGCUCUUCACUGCCUCUCGGGUAACCCGGCCUGCUGGGAAGGGGCGGGCAACCCGUAGCAGGUGGAGUGUGGUUUGCUUUCCGCAAACAUCAGAUGUGCCAUUGGGACAGGCGACUGGAAAAUGAGCAGGAUUAGAAAGGGAGGGUCAGAACCCAGGUUGGCAGCAGCCUCACGGAGGUCUGGGUGGGUUCUGAGGGAGGCUGCAGCCUUUGUUUCCCGCUCCUCCUGGCUGGCCUCUGGCUUGAAGGUCACUGUCAGUCAGAGAUGGAGGGCCUCUCCAGGGUUCUAAGAGGGUCAAUUUUAAGGCAGCCAAGUCCCUCCCUUUCCAAGCACACCUGCUACUCUGGCACACCCGGGCCACACUACUAACCCCUGGUCUCUCCAGGGGAGUCAAAGCCUCUAGCCAGCCUUCCUAGCCUACUCCCAGUGGUGGUGAGGGGCUCCAGUUCAAAAGUCUUGAAAGCGCUAGAGUUUGCUGUCUUCCCAAGCUCCCUUCCCAACCUCGGCUCUGCUCGGGACAAUCUCCUGUGCCAUGUCAGGUUGGCAUCAUGCCAGGUGCCUCACUAAUUCCACAAGGCUUGCAGCCUUCUCUCCGUGGAGCUCGAAGCUGGGCAUGCUGGGGACCAUGCAGAGGGCUGGGGCCGGGGCCCGCAGGGCCUCCGACUGUGGGCCUGUACCUUACCGGCCCAGGUGCAUUGCCAAGCUUGCCCAGUAUGUGGGAUCCUUUCCUGUGGAUGACUUGGAUACGCAGGAGGGUGUGUACCUUGUGCAGCAGCAGCUGUGGGCACUGCAGGACUGUUCCCGACGCCGCGCCAUCAUCCUGAAAUUCAGCCUUCAGGGUCUCAAGGUCUACAGUGGGGAGGGUGAGGUGCUCCUGAUGGCCCAUGCCCUGAAGCGCAUCCUCUAUGCCACCUGGUGCCCAGCCGCCUGUCAGUUUGCUUUUGUUUCCCGGAACCCACGCAGCCCAGCCAGCAAGCUUUUCUGCCACCUCUUUGUGGGGAGCCAGCCUGGAGAGGUCCAGAUCCUGUACCUGCUGCUCUGCCGCUCCUUCCAGCUUGCUUACCUCCUGCAACACCCGGAGGAGAGGGCACAGCCUGAGCCCUGCCUGGGGCCAAUGGGGGACACAUCCCCGAAGCCACUCUGCAGCCCUGGGGCACCCCCUGCCCUAGUGCGAGAGCCCUUUAGCCGGGGUCAGCUAUCACAGAACGUCCACGCCCUGGUUUCCUUCCAUCGAGUUCCUGCAGAAGGGUUACUGGGCAGUAGUGGGAAGGAGCUGCCAGAGCCCGAGGGCCGCGGUGGCAGCCGUCACACUCGCCUGGGGAACCCCUACUGCUCUCCCACACUGGUGCGCAAGAAGGCCAUUCGCAGCAAGGUGAUCCGCUCUGGGGCCUAUCGAGGCUGCACCUACGAGACUCAGCUGCAGCUAUCAGCACGGGAGGCCUUUCCUGCUGCCUGGGAGGCAUGGCCCCGCAGCCCUGGCGGUCCCUCGUGCCUGGUGGAGAAUGAGGGUAGCCUGACUGAGAACAUCUGGGCCUUUGCUGGCCUCUCCAGGUCCUGUGCUCUUGCCCUGCUGCGGAGAGAUGUGCAUGGGGCCUUUCUGCUGUGGCCAGAGCCAGGGACCAGUGAUCAGUGGAGCCUGUCUGUACGGACCCAGUGUGGUGUGGUGCCUCACCAGGUCUUCCGGAACCACCUGGGCCGGUACUGCUUAGAGCACCUGCCAGCAGAGUUCCCCAGCCUGGAGGCCCUGGUGGAGAGCCACGCCGGGAUGGAGCGCAGCCUGUUCUGCCCACUCAGCAUGGGCCGUCUGAACCCCACCUAUGAAGAGCAGGACUGUGGUCCUGAGGGCAGGCUCCCACGGACUCUGCGACCCCUCAGCCAUGCCAAGUCCGAGGCAGAACUGCAAGGCCUGGGCUAGGAAGCAAGGCCUCAAUCCCCUAUGGGCCUGGCCUUGCCUUGGCCCCUGGGCUACGGCAGCCACUCUGCCCUUCUUGUACCCUGCUCGCUGGUCAGCAGCUUCAAACAGGUCCAUCUGCCCCUUGAACAGUCUUCCAUCACUUCACUGCCCAUGGGAGGGGAGCCCUGAGGUUAGAGCUGGAGAUAACAGGGCUUCUCGCAGGACCUGGGGCCAGCUGAGACGCCAGGAUGAGCAAGCAGGUAGACCUAAGGGUUGGUAACUCUUGGUGAGUUUGGGCGGUAGCUAUUGCCAGGUUCCCACUGUCCUCCUCGUGCUGAGGCUUUUCCAGCUGCCCUGGCUGGAGGAAGCUAAGCCUCUGCUGGACAGGGAAGCCCAGAGAACUCCCAUAGGGAACCAGGUGCUCAGGGAAUUGGAGGUUUGCCAUCCUCAGCUCACUUCCCGGGGUCAGUGCACGGAGUGGGGCCCGCAGUGAGCAAACCGCAGUCAGUGUGGUAACUGCUUUAGGAAGCCAGCAGAUGCUGGCCAUUGGGCGUGGCUGGCACUGGUCACCUCAUUGGUAAGUAAGCCCUACUUACAAUGAAGAACUAGAAUUAACCCAAACCCCACAGAGGGGGGUGUGGCCUGAGCAGUGGGAGAACCAGGGAUACAUUCUAGAGGAAGGCAGUGGCAAAUCCAGGUGUCCCUAUGUCAACUCAGCAGAAUAUAUGAAUCUACCCAAAAGAACAGACUUCUUAGCCAGGAGGUGGUCACACACCCCUUUAAUCCCAGCACUCGGGAGGCAGAGGCGAGUUUUGAGGUCAAUC